Messenger RNA from Entrophospora candida, 1065 nucleotides. Lineage: Eukaryota; Fungi; Glomeromycota; Glomeromycetes; Entrophosporales; Entrophosporaceae. The record is from the annotation of a GenBank genome assembly.
AUGAGUGCAAACUUUGAAAUAGGACAAUCUCAAGUAACAACAACACCAAUAAGCAAAGUUAAUAAUAUAAAAUCAAAUUUACAUAAGCGUAGAAGCCUGAAUGAAGACCUUUCACCUAUCACUCGUAAAUUUAUUAAACUUCAAUCAGACAAUGACGAUACACCAAAAAGUGCACCACAGCAAUCGCUUAUUUUCACCACACCACCUAUAUCUCGUUUAUGGUGUCCAUCAAGGCUUGAAAUGAUAGAUUUAUCACCUGCUUCACCAAAACCUAAAAAAAGAUCUCUUAUAUUUUUUAAUAAUUUAACACAUCCAUUUAUGUUAAACGAUCAUGCUACUAAAUAUCCACAUUUUUUGGAUAAAGAUUACUUUGAAAAAUUUGCGUUUAAACAUCCAACAUUAACAUCAUAUACAGAGGAGAAUUUUUUUGAGUAUAAUUUUUGGAUACUUAAAAAAAUUGGAAUUGGUGAAUUUUCAGAAGCAUUCAAAGUUAGAGAUAAAACUGGUAAAACAUAUGUGAUCAAAAAGGCUAAAAGACCAUUUAAAAAUCUUUGUGAUAGACAAGAUAAACUUGAAGAAGUUGAAAUUUUAUGGAAAUUGGGAAAACAUUCAAAUUGUCUAGAAUUAAUCUCUGCCUGGGAACAAGAAGGUUAUUUAUACCUUCAGACUGAAUAUUGUGAACAUGGCACUUUGGAAUAUUACCUAAAGAAUUACAAAGAGAACAAACUUCCUGAGUCAGAAAUCUGGAAAAUGAUUAACGAUAUUGCAAUGGGCCUUAAACAUAUUCAUGAAAGUAAUAUAAUACAUAAUGAUCUCAAACCUGGAAAUGUCUUCAUUACAAAAAAUGAUAGACUCAAGAUUGGAGAUUUUGGACUUGCAACGCAUUGGCCAGUUCGUAUGGGAUUUGAUAAAGAAGGAGACCGUGUCUAUUUGGCUGGUGAAAUUUUAUCCGAGUCCAGAAACGAUAAGCCGGCUGAUAUUUUUAGUUUUGGCUUGAUAAUCCUAGAAUUGAAAAGAAGACCGAUUGUCACCAAUAUUCUAACAGCUAAUAGAACAAACAGUUAA